AUGAAUUUUUUUCGUUGCAAUUGCACCAAUAUUGAAUAGGGAUUAGACUUACCUAAUAGUAAUCUCUUUAUUGAACAAAUUAUCUUGCAUUCAAUCAAUUAAGAUGAGGUUAUAUCUUUAACAAUGGAUCUUAAUAUAAUUUUGGAAGGAAUCAAAUUAAACAGGGAGAAGGAUUGUCUUUUAUUACAAGAUCUCAAGGAUUUCAAAGAUGAUAUUCAUUAUACAUUAACAAAAUUGAAUUGA
Molecule: messenger RNA, 243 nt
Organism: Paramecium primaurelia
Lineage: Eukaryota; Ciliophora; Oligohymenophorea; Peniculida; Parameciidae
Source: the annotation of a GenBank genome assembly